Dendrobium catenatum is the source of this 641-nucleotide messenger RNA. RefSeq names its product histone H2AX-like. The transcript has 2 exons. NCBI's taxonomy places the organism in Eukaryota, Viridiplantae, Streptophyta, Magnoliopsida, Asparagales, Orchidaceae. The coding region runs from base 73 to 492 and encodes 139 amino acids. Gene Ontology annotation, molecular function: structural constituent of chromatin; protein heterodimerization activity; DNA binding. Gene Ontology annotation, cellular component: nucleosome. The record is from RefSeq and is a predicted model, not a curated record.
UUACAAUUCCAGAACCAAUUCACAGUUACCUUUGUCGGUUAGGGUUUCUUCAUCCUUCUCGUUUCAACAACAAUGAGCUCCGCGGUGGCGAAAAAGGGCGGCAGGGGAAGAGCCGCCGGAACCAAAUCCGUUUCCCGGUCGCUGAAGGCUGGCCUUCAGUUCCCCGUCGGGCGGGUUGCCCGCAUUCUCAAGGUCGGCCGAUAUGCCCAGCGCGUUGGUUCUGGUGCUCCAGUCUACCUGUCCGCCGUUCUUGAGUACCUUGCGGCUGAGGUUUUGGAAUUGGCUGGAAAUGCGGCGAGGGACAAUAAGAAGAGUAGGAUUAUUCCUAGGCACAUUCAGCUUGCGAUAAGGAACGACGAGGAGUUGAGCAAGCUUCUUGGAACCGUGACGAUCGCUAAUGGCGGAGUACUGCCAAAUAUUCACCAGAACUUGCUGCCGAAGAAGCAAGCCAAGGGGAAGGGGGAAAACAACUCUCUGUCCCAGGAAUUUUAGAUCGUUCGCUGCUUUCUCUUUGCUCCCAACUAAUUAGACAAUAGAAACUACUUUAUUGCGGAUGUUAUGUUAUAUUGAUAUAAAUAUGUGUAAUUUGUCUGUUGUAGCAAUACAAAGUCUUGUUUAUGGGAUCUGGAUACGUUCUAUGA